AGAAAACACCACCAAAAGUAAAUAUCCGUGUAAAAACACAGCACUGGCCGCCCUGCUGUGCAGGACGGGAUUAUUAAACAGAUCCGCAUUUUUAAUGAUAUUUAAAUUAAAUUUUUUAAUUCAUUUUUGAUCUUAUUUCAUAUUUAUUUCGCUACACAGCGGAGAAAUGAGAUUACUGUUCCUAGCUUGCCUCAGUCCAAAAACUGGGAACUGCACUACUGCCGAAAGGAUCAGAGAUCAUAUCGAGAGCGCAGGUCAUGUCUGUGUACUUCGGGACACCAGAGAUUUCAGCUCAGCUUCUGAAGUAACACUGCUGAUGAGUCAAGAUCAAGAACCAUUCGAUGCAGCGUUGGCGAUUCAUCUGUAUAAAGGAGGAAGGCUGCUAUUAGAUGCUGGAGUGCCUUUCGGAGUGGUUUUCGGAGGGACGGACAUCAACGAAGACGUGAAGGACGAACACAAACGAAGCGUCAUGAAGAAAGUUCUACACAAAGCCAGGUUUGCUGUAGCCUUCACAGAGGAGAUGAAGCAGAAAGCGAAGACCCACUUGGACUGUGACACCAUGAAGAUCUAUGUACAAGCUCAAGGAAUCGAGACGAGAACAAGCUCCGAUUUCAGCUGGACCGAUUUCUUACACACUUCAGGAGUGUGUGUGGAUCGAGUAGAUGACCUACACGUGUUCCUGUUAGUGUGUGGACUCAGAAAAGUGAAGGACCCUCUCUACCUGCUGAACGCCUUCUCAGAAUGGCAUGCCCAGAACCCUCUGGUGAUCCUCAUCAUCAUCGGCCCAAAGAUCGACCCUGCACUCAGCUCAGAAGUUAAAGAAUGUGUAAAGAGAUGUUCUGGAGUAUUUUUAGCAGCAGAGAGGAACCAGGAGGAACUCCACGCCGCCAUGAGGAAAGCGUUCGCAGUCGUCAAUUCUUCCGUGUCGGAAGGCAUGUCGGCCGCCAUCUUAGAGGCCAUGGAUUUGUGUGUGCCGGUGUUAGCGAGGAACAUUCCGGGGAACGCUGCAGUUGUCCGACACGGGCACAACGGCCUGCUCUUCUCCUCCCCUCAGGAGUUUGUGCUUCUGUCCAAAAGACUGCUGAGAGACAAGGAACUGCAGGAGAACCUGAAGAGCAACGGGAAACACUACGUCACGGAAAGACACGACUCUGCAACAGAGAGAAGGACGUACCAGCAGCUGGUGGAGAAACUGCAGUAAAGCUCAGAUCUUCUCAAACGUCAGUUCCAGGAGAACGUCUCCAAGUUAUGAACACGUUUAUAUGAGUGAGAACCUUUUAGAUCCUUCAGUCAACAAACAUCACACGUUCUGGUUUGUGGUUACAGGACCGAUUUUAAGAAUAAUCACUAUGGCAACACACACAUUUCAUUUUAUAGGAAACAUUUUCAACCUGAACGUGUUUCUAAACAGUUCCACUGAAACAGGAAAGUCCACUAAGAGUUUCACUAUUUCAGGUGCUUCAUCUUGUAGGAACAUUUAGAACAUCAGAGAUCUUUAGUGUCUGUACGACUUUUUAAACCGAACAUCAGGGUCCAUUUUAUCGGCGAGCAGCUGAACAACAUGUGAUCAAUUCUCUUUACUGCUACACUACAUGGACAAACGUAUUGGGACACCUGACUUUUCCACCCAUAUGUGGUUCCUUCUUAAACUGUUGGAGACACACAAUUGUAACAGACGUCUUUGGAUUCAGGAGUCUGAAAUUCUGCCUUUAUUUGAACUAGGAGACCCAAAACCUGUUCCAGUGUGCACAAAGCCAGCACCAUGAAGAUCUGCUUUACAUGGUUUGGAGUGGAAGAUCUCCUGCUUUAGAUCUCCAACCCAAUUGAACAUGA
Molecule: messenger RNA, 1833 nt
Organism: Silurus meridionalis
Lineage: Eukaryota; Metazoa; Chordata; Actinopteri; Siluriformes; Siluridae
Gene: glt1d1
Product: glycosyltransferase 1 domain containing 1
Exons: 12
Coding region: 167-1201 (344 amino acids)
Molecular function (GO): glycosyltransferase activity
Source: RefSeq, a predicted model, not a curated record